Aureobasidium pullulans EXF-150 is the source of this 2350-nucleotide messenger RNA. RefSeq names its product Lipoxygenase. Gene Ontology annotation, biological process: lipid oxidation. Lineage: Eukaryota; Fungi; Ascomycota; Dothideomycetes; Dothideales; Saccotheciaceae. The transcript has 5 exons. Gene Ontology annotation, molecular function: oxidoreductase activity, acting on single donors with incorporation of molecular oxygen, incorporation of two atoms of oxygen; metal ion binding. Bases 65 to 2095 code for a protein of 676 amino acids. The record is from RefSeq and is a predicted model, not a curated record.
UCACAACGCAGACCAAAAAUUGAAUGCUCUCAGGUAUAGCUACUUUUCCGCCCUACAAGCAAUCAUGACGCCGCGUCGAUUCUCAGUGGCAUCGCUCUUUGUAGUACUGUUGUGUAUUGCGACUGUCUAUUCUGCUAUUCUACCCAGACAAGCAAGCUCAGCGAAAUCUUCGUCUUCCAGGAUCUUGUCUUCUAAGGCUUCGUCUUCUUCCAAGGCCUUGUCUUCAUCGAGGGCCUCAUCUUCUUCCAGAGUCUCAUCCUCGUUCAAGGUCUCAUCCUCAAAGGUCUCCUCAAAAGUUUCGUCGUCCUCCAAGGCAUCAGCUUCAAAAAUCACUUCCGCUUCUAUCUCCAACCCAAGGACAGGGUCGACCACUUCAGCCAGUUCUUCCGUAUCAGGAGCCUACUCCAUUCCUCAAAAGGAAGCCGCGCCCUCCAAGAGAGCAGAUGCCAUCACGUCAAAGCGGAACAACUUCCAAUAUGGACCACCCGUUGCAGGUGGUCCUGCUUUUCCCAAUGGCACUCUCGGUAAUACUUUAGUCAGCAACGAUAUAUCGAGCCUUCAAGCCGAAACCAACAAGCAACAAAGUGCUUCCUCCUCGGACACCGCAUCUGCCAAUGCCGAUAUCUCCAAGUAUAAUGGACUCAAGACAUUGAAUGAUUACACGUUGCUCUACGACGAUGAGUGGACAGCAACAUUAUCUCAAGGUCCCAUCCGCGGUAUCCUUACAAACUACACCCAAGACUUGCUGUUCUCAAUGGAACGUCUUUCUUUCAGCCCCUAUCAAAUCCGCAGGUUGAAUUCGAGCAAAGACAAGCUCAACUUCCAAGUCGAUGACAAGAUUGCAAAGAACAUCACUGGCAUGACCUUGCAGCAACUGUUCACAUCUGGUCGUCUGUUUUACUCCGACUACAGAGAUCAGGCAAAACUCAAGACCACGACAAACGGAGCUCGUUAUUCGGCUGCUGUGGAUGCUUACUUUUAUAUCAAUCAGACUUCGGGAAAUUUCCUGCCCCUGGCCAUCAGAACUAACCAAGGUGGAAGUCUUGUUUACACACCAGCAGAUACCAGGGAUGAUUGGCUCCUUGCUAAGAUCAUGUACAACGUUUGCGAUCUGUGGUUUGCCCAGUGGGAGCAUUUGGCGAGAACCCAUGAGGUUGUCCAGAUUGUGUACAUGGCUGCUAUCCGCACGCUGAGUGAUACCCAUCCUGUAAAGGCACUACUUGACCGAUUGAUGUACCAAGUCUUUGCUAUCCAGCCCCUGGCAGCAUCCAUCUUAUUCGCCCAAGGCGGUGCCGUGGACAUCUCCUUCCCAUACGCCUACGACGCCGCCCAAGAUUACAGCACGGGCUACUACUUCAACCGCAGUGGUGCCUUCCAGUCCAACUACUUCCUCACCGAUCUAAAAAACCGUGGCUUGAUCAAUUCCACAACCGGACCGGCGCUCAAGAAUUUCCCCUUCUAUGAAGACGCUUCUGUCAUUUACUCGGCUAUGCGCGUGUUUAUGACUUCAUUUGUUGGCUCGUAUUAUUCGGCGGAUUCGGUGGUGCUGGCGGAUAAGGAGAUACAGGCUUGGGUUAAAGAGUGCAAUGGCGCUGCUAAAGUCAUUGAUUUCCCUGCUGCUAUUGCGAAGAAGGAUACAUUGGUUGAUGUAUUGACGCAUAUGGCCCAUCUGUCCUCGACAGCACAUCACACGGUCAACACCAACGAACUCAUCUCCGCAUCAGCCACCCUCCCGUUCCACCCCCAUUCCCUCUACCAACCUGCCCCGAAGCAAAAGCGUAGCGUUUCCAACCUAACGACUUUCCUCCCUCCCUUUGAAAAAGCACAAGAGCAAAUUCAAAUAAACGCUCUGUUCUCGAGAAACUAUCUCGCUGGCACUAAUCGAACAUUGAGUCACAUGUUCGACGAUGCGACUAUGCUUCAGAAAAUGAAUGCGAAUACCAAGACUGCAGCUGCGACAUUCAAGAGUGCUAUGGAUUCAUUUAGCUCCAAGAUCAAGGGCAGGAAGUUUGAUUCCAAGGGGCUGAGUCAGGGUAUGCCGUUUGUGUGGCAAGCGCUGGAUCCGAAUGUUAUGCCUUUUGGUGUUACUGUUUGAGAAGAUGUAUGUAGUUGUCGUGUAAGAUUAUGUGUAUAUUAUUUCAUGGUUGAAUUUGGUUGAAUUUAGUAAAAGCAUUGAUUUAGCACUCGUGUAGAACGGGAGCGGUGAUGUGUUGUCAAGAAGUGGUUCUUUUGUGUGCGUGGAAAGACCGGGUAGGCGGACGAGAAGAGAAAUAGAUAAUCGUGACGAAGAACACAAGGCAGGACGCAGGAAAGAGAAGCAAACAAGGGGGGAAAAAGCAGGUAGAACAUG